AUGACUGGUAUACUGAAGCGUCAACCAUCGAAUUCGACGAGUGAAGACGAUGAAGGCGUCGAAUGUCCAUUGAGUGGUGCCGAAGCGUUAGCAGUAUGUAAAGAGUUUGCUGCAGCAACCAGUACUGAUACUGGAUUGGCAAUGAUGAUGUUACAAAAGAAUGAAUGGAACCUUGAACAAGCGAUCACUGCAUAUAAUAAUUCCAUACGGUCAAGAUCGAAGUCAACAACAUCAGCAAAACAAGUGAAACUUAACGCGCCAACUGAAGCAGAUGCUAAGCGAGCGAAAACGAAAGACGUACCAUCUGUAACAGCUCCAGGAGAGGAUCCAACGUUGAAAGCAAAAACACGGUUCAAGUUACUUUCAUGGAAUAUCGAUGGACUUGAUGAGCAGGAAAAUACUAUCGAAACACGAACACGGGGUGUGAUUGACGUGAUUAAACGGGAAGAGCCUGAUGUUGUUUUUCUCCAAGAAGUCAUUCCAGUCGCUUUCGAUUUGAUUCGCAACUUACUGCCAGAAUACGAUUCUUACACUGGAAGCAACGAGGGCUAUUUUGUGGUAAUACUACUUCGUCGGAAAUUGUUUCAAGUCCAAAAAUCUGAAAUUAUUGCAUAUCCAGGGACAAACAUGGAACGAAACUUGCUCGUUGUUCAUGCAACCUACAAGAAUUCAAUUGAAAUGGACCUGAUGACAUCUCAUCAUGAAAGUGGUACUGAAGAAUUAGCAAGCAGAGAACGAAUUGAGCAAUUGAAAUUAUGUUUCAAGCACAUGUUGGACGCACCUGCACAUCGAAUAGUUCUGUUCGGUGGCGAUUUGAACGUCCGAGAAAAGGAAUUACAAAAGGCAGGCAGUGUGCCUUCGGGCAUUCAUGAUCUUUGGAUUGAAACUGGCAAACGGCCGGAAUGCGCCUAUACAUGGGAUAUGAAUCGAAAUACAAAUGUCUAUUAUCCAUCAGAUACUUAUCGACCACGAGCUCGAUUUGACCGUCUUUAUUAUCGACCAUCGCAAGAAAGUACUAUUCAAUUUAAACCGGUAUACUUUGAACUGGAAGGUUUAGAGAAAUUGCCAUCAAUCAAACGCUUCUGUUCAGAUCAUUGGGCUAUCCAAGCAUAUUUCGAUAUUUGA
This is a messenger RNA of Adineta ricciae, 1125 nucleotides long. The record is from the annotation of a GenBank genome assembly. Lineage: Eukaryota; Metazoa; Rotifera; Eurotatoria; Adinetida; Adinetidae.